ACCCCAGUGACCAGGGUCUGAAACCUGUUAUUCCAAAUUCCACACAGAACUUAGAAGAAAGAGAAGUUGUAAAUGGCGUACAGACAGAACUGACAUCCCCAAAAUCUAAGGAUGCAUUGAGUGAUAUGACAAGAACAGUGGAGAUUUCUGGGGAAGGAGGACCCUUGGGGAUACAUGUAGUACCCUUCUUUUCUUCUUUGAGUGGAAGGAUUCUGGGACUCUUCAUCCGUGGCAUUGAAGAAAACAGCAGGUCCAAGCAGGAGGGUCUGUUUCACGAAAAUGAAUGUAUUAUAAAAAUCAACAAUGUGGACCUCACAGAUAAAACCUUUGCUCAGGCUCAAGAUGUCUUUCGGCAGGCGAUGAGAUCUCCAAGUGUCCUCCUCUGUGUGCUUCCACCUCAAAACCGUGAACAGUAUGAAAAGUCAGUCAUUGCACCACUUAGCAUUUUUGGUAGCUGUGAUGGUGCUUUGAAAGCAAAAGUGCCACCUUCCACCCAGGGAAAAUCCAGACUAAAGACAGGAAGUCUCACAGAAGCGAGAAGUCCUGAAGAAGAUGCACCAAAUUCACUGCAGCAAAGCAAGAGCCCCCGAGUGCCAAGAGUGCCUAGAAAGCCACCAUCUCCCUCACUCUCUCCUCUCAUGGGAUUUGGCAGUAAGAAAAGUGCGAAGAAAAUUAAGAUUGACCUAAAGAAAGGUCCUGAAGGACUUGGUUUCACUGUGGUUACCAGAGAUUCUUCCAUCCAUGGUCCUGGUCCCAUUUUUGUAAAAAACAUUUUACCAAAGGGAGCAGCAAUAAAAGAUGGCCGCCUGCAGUCAGGUGACAGAAUUUUGGAGGUGAAUGGCAGAGAUGUCACAGGUCGAACUCAGGAGGAACUUGUGGCCAUGCUGAGGAGCACUAAGCAGGGAGAGACAGCAUCACUGGUCAUCGCCCGCCAAGAAGGAAGUUUUCUGCCCCGGGAGCUGAAAGGAGAACCUGACUGCUACGCACUUUCCCUGGAAACAGUUGAGCGACUCAUCCUGGAGAUCCCCCUGAACGACUCUGGCUCUGCUGGCCUAGGCGUGAGCUUGAAAGGGAACAAAUCUCGAGAAACUGGAACAGACUUUGGGAUUUUUAUCAAAUCCAUCAUCCAUGGAGGUGCUGCCUUUAAGGAUGGUCGUCUACGGAUAAAUGACCAGCUGAUCGCAGUGAAUGGUGAAUCUCUUUUGGGAAAGUCCAACCAUGAAGCUAUGGAAACGCUGAGGCGAUCGAUGUCUAUGGAAGGAAACAUACGAGGGAUGAUCCAGCUGGUGAUCCUGAGGAGGCCAGAGAGGCCAGUGGAGGAGCCUGCAGAGUGUGGGACCCUCUCAAAGGCCUGCCUUGAGAACUGUCAAAACGCGGUAACCACCCCCAGGAGAAACCAGAACAGGGUGUCGCCUCCAUUUGGCACUUACAGUCCACAUGACAAACAGAAAGAGCCAUUGCUGCCCAAUGACGGAUGGGCCGAGAGCGAAUUACCACCUUCACCAGUUCCACAUCCAGUCCUGGAAUUGGGCCUUGAAGAUUGCAGCCACAGCCCUGGGAUGGAUUCAGCAGUAUAUUUUCCAGAUCAGCACAUCAACUUCAGAUGUGUAACACCAGCCAGGCAGCCUGAACAGAUGAGUCUGAAAGCCUCAAAGAGCAUGGACCUUGUGCCAGAUGAAAGCAAAGUCCAUUCAUUGUCUGGACACAGAUCGGACUCUCCAAGUAAAGAUUUCGGUCCAACAUUGGGUUUGAAGAAAUCCAGUUCCUUGGAGAGCCUCCAGACUGCAGUUGCUGAGGUCAGGAAGAAUGAACUUCCCUUCCACAGGCCUCGGCCCCACAUGGUUCGUGGCCGUGGCUGCAAUGAAAGCUUCCGAGCCGCCAUCGACAAGUCUUAUGAUGGACCCGAGGAACUGGAAGCUGAUAGUCUGUCUGAUAAGAGCUCUCACUCUGGCCAAGGGGCUCAGAAUUGUGAAUCUGCCCCUCACGGGAACUUGGAGCAAGAGGAGGUGGAGAAUAGAGCCAGAAAAAUUAAAAAAACCAAGGAGAAGGAGAAGAAGAAGGAAAAGGGCAAGCUGAAAGCCAAGGAGAAAAAGCAGAAAGAGGAAAAUGACGAUCCAGAAAGGAAAAUGAAGAGGAAAGGCUUCGGUGCCAUGCUGAGGUUUGGAAAGAAGAAAGAUGUUAAGGGUGGGAAAGCUGAGCAGAAAGGAACUCUGAAGCAUGGAAGCCUGAGAGAAGAAGAGCUGGAGAAAAUGAGAGAAGAACGGGAAAGGAUUGGAGCAAAACAUCAGGAGCUAAGGGAAAAGCAGGCAAGAGGUCUUGUUGAUUAUGCCACUGGGACAGUUGGAUCACUGCAUGAUAUGGAUGAUGAUGAAAUGGACCCCAAUUACGCCAGAGUGAACCACUUCCGGGAACCUUGCACACCGGCAAUUGUCUACAGGACACCAUCUCCCCCCAGGGCUGUACCCCUGAGCUACCCACGGGAUGGCCAUCCACUGUCUCCAGAAAGAGACCCCUUAGAGGGCCUGUAUGCCAAGGUCAACAAACCAUACCAUCCACCUGUGCCCAUUGACAGUGGCUGCCCUCCAAGUGGAAGCACUGACCGCAUCCAGCAGCUUCGGAAGGAGUAUUAUCAGGCUCGGAGGGAAGGUUUCACUUUAUAUGAGGAUGACGAAGGAAGAGCAAGGCCAUCUGAUUAUGAUCUUCACUGGGUGCCUGGAAAGGGUCCAGACGGGAAUGCACACACCCUCCGCUUUGAGGGCAUGGAGAGGCAGUAUGCGUCCUUACCCAGGGGAGGCCCCAUGGAGUCCGUAGACUACCUGGCAGCAGCACCUCGAGGACUCUACAAGGAACGGGAGCUUCCCUAUCAUCCAGGCGCUCAUUCUAUGCAUCUUCCCAAGGGGAGCUAUCCCCGCCCCCCAGAUUUGAGGGUCUCAGAUCUCCGGUAUCCCCAGUACUACCCUCCUCCACCAGCCCCCCAACACAAAGGACCCUUCCGUCAAGAUGUUCCACCUUCCCCUCCUCAGCACCACAGAGUACCAGCCUAUCAAGAAAUGGGCAGACCAGGGCCUCGAGGGGGUAGCCCAGACCGGUACCUCUACCGAGCCCAGGACCCCAGGCAGAAGAAUCCCAUGACCGCAGCUGUAUAGCUAAACACCGCCGAGCUCCACAGGUUUCAGCAAGGACACUACCUAGCAUCACCUUUGCCCAUUCUGGACCAUAGGACCAUCUUCCUGUAAGAAUCCUCUGUGGUACAACUUAGGAUGUCCUCCCAAGGAUACAGCAUUUCACCACUAGUCAGAGAGAAAUGAAAGGGACUGGGGUUUGGGACUGAGGAGGGGUGGAAUCAGAAGGAAAAAGAAUCUGGUCAUCAAAACAGCCUGAUAUCUGAUAUAAGUUUAGAAUUGGUCCAUUCAGUGAGUGGCAGUUGAAAAGGCAAAUGACAAUAGAAUUCUGCCCCAGACGCCUUCUGGCUCCAUCACCCCGCACACCCCAUGCCACACACCACACAGAAGGGCAGCACCAGAUGCCUUCUGGCUCCAUCACCCCGCACACCCCAUGCCACACACCACACAGAAGGGCAGCACCAGAUGCCUUCUGGCUCCAUCACCCCGCACACCCUAAGCCACACACCACACGGAAGGGCAGCCAAUGGUCUCUGCCCCAUCAUCGUCCACUCUAAGGCUGAGCUGCUGCCACCUUUUGAGUUUUUAAGUCUGAAAAGUGUCAGCAAACAGGGGCAUCUUAAGUGAGUCAUUUUUCCACUGAGAAAAAGAAAAAACAACAGCAAACAUGACUAGUGAUCGCUUUGCACUGUCUUGCACCCAGAGGAAGAUGACAUGUCUUUAUUUAUAAAAUUUCUCAGAUUCCCAGUAUCUCUGAUUUGAUAUAUGCAUUUCCCAUAUUUCCUCCAUUUUUAUAUAAAAGCAAGAAGCAAAUGCAGUAUGGCAGUAUUAGCAACCUGGGAGAACAUGCAACGCUAGUCAGCUUCCAGCAGAAAUCUGUUCCAAGGGCCAACGUGAUCAGGUGAAGAGUGCUAAACUCCCCGAGUCCUCCUCACCUUCCUCCCUCUACGUUCAGCCCGACGAAAGCUUGGCAAACCUGGUUUCAGAGACAUCUCCACGUCUGCCUGCAAUUGCUGUAACUGCGGGCUUGACUUUAGGUUCCCAGUGGAGGGUUAAAUGUCAUUGGGGAAAAAGAAGGCCCACUGAGGAGGUCACACAGAAGUUGUGCUCCCCAGAUGACAGAUCCAGACUCAGUGCCAAGCAUUGCCAUCCACAUCUGGGGGUGGGGGAGGGGCUAACUGUGUCCUCUGGAGACUGAUCACCAGCAGGUUGUAGAAGGCAGAGGUCGUGUGUGUGUGUGUGUGUAUGUGUGUGUACACCUGAUUACCAGUAGGGGGAAUGGAAGAUGAAAAGCUUUCUGAAAAGUUGAGGAGAGAUGAAUAAAACAAGAUGGGGAAGGAAGAAAAAAGAGACAUGAAACUAACUCAGGCUUCAUCUGCUGUAUUUAAGAAAAGGCGGGACAUUACUAAUGGCCAGGUCUCCAGUUGAGCAGAUGUCAGGGCUCUGAAAAGUUAAAAGCCUGAGCUUUGCAGUUGUUUUGUUGUUUUUUUCUUAACAGAACUUCUAAAUUUUAUAAUCUGACCUAAAUAAGAAUACAAAACAAAAAUCCAGCAGACACCAAAUCUGGGAGCUGCAGUUUGAGUCAUUCAGUGACCCUCAGAAUAAUUUAAAUAUUUUCAGAUUUGUGCUUUCAUCCCUCCCCCUCAAAAAAAGAAAAAUUUUUUGAUUCAAAGUAGGCAUAUUUUAACUGAGAUUAGAAUGACCUGUUUGUCAAGAUUUAAGAAAUUAUAGUAUGAUUGAAUGUAUAGUGUCCAUGCAAUAUCCAGCUUUGUCUUAUUUUUUAAUUUAAAAUGGAGUUCUGUCACCAAGAAUGAAGCACCUGCUGGUUUUAAACUUAAAUCAUGUUAUUUGCUGGACUUUAAGAGUAUUAUUUUCUCAGACUACAAUUUACUUAUGACCCUCUUGAAAAUCAACUGUCAAGUUGGUUUUUGUCCUGUCAUCUCUAAAGCCAGACACCUUUAGCCUGUUUGCAAUAUGUGUAAGAAAUUGAGAAUGCCUAGCCCUGCUUACCCAAAGGUGGUAUUCAAGUGAGCUGUAGGGGUUCCUGGCCAACAUGCCGAAUGUCGUCUUCCCCUCAAACUGAAGAAUCUUCAAGAAGAAAGCCAUCUAGUGAGGGAAACUUAACUUCUUUUGAAGCAUUAAAAAUCAGCUCUUCGGUAUGAAACAGAGUUUAACAAGUUUCUGUGGACUACUUGACACAGCCAAGUCAGAAGUUCCUUCUGGAUGAAGGCCAAGGCCACACAGGGACAGCAGGAACCCACGGGAGUGAGAUGUGUUGCGUGUGGGAAAGUAGCCCCUUAGGAAGGAUGCCUCUGUCGUCACCACCCCAGCCACCUCGAGAGCACAACACCUCCACACGCGAGCUGGGGACCAGCUUCUGAAGUGUGAUUUUGUAUUGUACACUAGUCAGUGAAACAGGGCUAAUCCUGGGGGCAGCCCAUACUGUGACAGUAUUGCUAAUGGAGGCAGAAAAUAGGUGGUAGCAGAGUGCUUUUGUUGCUUUAAGUAUAACCCAUGCCCCCUUUGACCCUGUCCAAAAGAAACGAACCCGAGACAUGAGACAUGGCUCCACCAAGCCCAACAAUGAUUAAGACUAGCUCACAUGUAAGCUCUAGAAAUGCCUGCGUAUCAGCCCUCCACUCGUCACCACCCAGAGGUUACAGAUCACUUGGCCGUAUUUUAGGAGAACAAGUGGUUUAGAGUAGUUAGAGGACCAGGAAAUAUCAGUAGGUGCCCAAUAGCAGGAAAUAAGUUCCCAGUUCAUUUGUGACUUUCAAAAACCUCAAUCAGGUGUCCCCCUUUAGCUCAGUGCACUAAUUGUCCCACAGAAAUAGUGGAACAGUAAGCUGAAGAGUUUUCAGCAGUGCAGAAGGCUAACUGACCUGACCCGACAUGGCCAAGCCAUCAGAGAGACCUUAUAAUGAUGCUUAGGCUGCAAGUCACUGGAUACUUUAAGGAGCUCAGUUUCAUGCCUUUCUGCAGGAUUACAGAGCUGAAAGGGUGGAGACCACCUGAAACUUUUACAUGCAAGGGAACUCAGCUCUGCAAGGGAGAGAAGCCCAACCUGACCUCCUUGUCUUUGACAUUGUGCUCUAGCAAUAUCACUGCUUCCCUACAAUGGCAAUGAAAAGCAACUCAAUGGAAUCUUUCCUUAAUUUGUGAUUGAUGAGCUGACAAAAAUGGGAAAAAAAACCUACAGUGAAAUUCAUUAUUCUUAGUUUUUAGAUCUACAUACAUUGACACCCACAGGAACAUAUGGAGCAAAGAUCUUAUAAUAAGAGCAUGCUGAGAUCCACAGACCCCUGCUAGAGAUUUGAGACUUCAUUGUAGCUUUGUUUUUGCCACCAACAAAGUAAAAUUAAAAGAUGAUUCAUUAAUCCAGAUUCUUGAGCUUCCUGAGUUAAACCAAUCUUCUGAAGGAAAUAGAGCUGACAGCUUUAGGACUUGUCAGGCACGGAGCUGGUAUGCAGAGAUCAAACCUUUAAAGCAUGUUUAUUCUGCUGAACUGUAGCCAUAACAUUCAUUUUCUUUGGAAAAACAUCUUAGCAUUUCCAGAGAGCUAGAGCGCUCAGAAAAGUUUGGUAUGAAUAAGCACGUGUGACUGUACAGUCCCCUUUGACAUUAAACUCUGAAAUCCACAAUGAAUGCACUUCAAAUUGGUGCUAAAUUAGUUAGACACCCUACUGCUUCCUGAGUCCAGGAGCAACAGAAAGUCCAGAUUUAGUGCAAUUAGGCAGGAGGGAGCUGGAUUUGGUAGUAUUUCUCUGCACUCCCAAAUCAGUGCCCACUUAGGUGGAAAUGAUGCUACAAUGAGGCCAGAAAGAGGAGUCUCCAUGAGCUGUCCCUACAAAGUCAGUGGGCUGAUAAAAAGGCAGAUGAGAGUCAGAUAUCUAAAAUAAGACUGAACCUCAUAUGCAGCUACCACUUCUAAGUGAAACUCUUUCUCCUCCAUGUCAUUAAACAGAAAUAGACUCACACACUCGGCCCCACUUUUAAGGCAGGCUUAACUACCAACCCUGCGUGGGGAAUGAACUAACCUAAAGGUUGUCUCUUGACUGGGCUCUUAGAGUGUUCUGUUCCAUCUAAGCCGACGGCAGUGUUACUUACUCCUGACACAUAAAAUCAGAACCUGAUGUUUAUAUGGUCACUAUUUCUAGUGUGUGCAGUGCUUUUGUGAUAUCGACUCUGCUCUUAAGUUCUGAAGAUAAAUUAUGAGAAAUCCUAUUUUGGCAUAUAAGGAUGAACUUUUUAAAAUGAUCCCAUUUGUA
Condylura cristata (star-nosed mole) is the source of this 7390-nucleotide messenger RNA. RefSeq names its product par-3 family cell polarity regulator beta (gene PARD3B). NCBI's taxonomy places the organism in Eukaryota, Metazoa, Chordata, Mammalia, Eulipotyphla, Talpidae. Gene Ontology annotation, cellular component: cell cortex; apical plasma membrane; apical junction complex. The transcript is spliced from 20 exons. Gene Ontology annotation, molecular function: protein binding; phosphatidylinositol binding. The record is from RefSeq and is a predicted model, not a curated record. Gene Ontology annotation, biological process: establishment of cell polarity; establishment or maintenance of epithelial cell apical/basal polarity; cell adhesion. The coding region runs from base 126 to 3146 and encodes 1006 amino acids.